AUGCUUCAUCUCACCAAAAGGGCAGCGACUGCGAGACCGUACACCUCUAUCAAUGCGCCGGCUCUGCGCUCGCAACUCCACACAGCCUCGGCGAGUCUGCUUGAGCGCGUGUUCAAUGCACCUCAGCGCGACGGCACGUACGCGUUUGAUCUCGCUCCCACUCCAACUCAUUGCUGCUCAGAUGGAGCAGCCGUCGCAUCGAAGACGCUUGCGUUCCGCCAGAGAAAGAGGAUUCUUACGCUUGCCGGCAAGAGGGGCCUGAGCUCCGUCGCUACCUCUCAUAGCCAAGCAGGAGCGGAGGGCUUCGUUCCAGGCGCUUCGGACACCACGUCUACCAAUACAGCACGCCUGCCAAGCAAAGUUUUGAUCGCAAAUCGGGGAGAAAUAGCGUGCAGAAUCAUCAAGACUUGCAAAGAGUUGGGCGUCAGGACAGUCGCUGUGUAUUCCGAGGCUGAUGCCAAGAGCUUGCACGUACAGCUAGUGAGUGCAGAAAGCAGCGAGCGAGUCCACGUCUGCGCCUCACAUUUCCGCACCAUACGCCUGGCUCCGUACAGGCUGAUGAGGCGUACUGCAUCGGGCCAGCUGCAUCGAGCGACUCCUAUCUACGAGCGGAUCGAAUCAUCAAUGUAGCCAAGCUGACCGGAGCCGAGGUGAGUACCACGACGAACCAGGUUGAAGGUCCGAAUUUGGAGCUCGUUCUCACCUGCCUGCCGCGCGCAUUGCCUCAAGAUGGUUCACCCCGGCUAUGGGUUCCUGUCCGAAAACAGCGACUUCAGUCUUGCGCUGUCAGAAGCCGGCAUCACAUUUAUCGGCCCUCCAACGAGCGCCAUCAUAAGCAUGGGAUCCAAAUCAGCUUCAAAGGCCAUCAUGCUAGCAGCAGGCGUACCGUGCGUUCCAGGCUAUCAUGGUGAUGAUCAGUCCUAUGAACGACUUUCUCAAGAGGCCAAAAAGAUGGGCUUCCCGGUCCUGAUCAAGGCAGUCAAAGGCGGCGGAGGAAAGGGCAUGAAAAUCGUUUGGCAUGAGAAUGAAUUUGAAGAGCAACUGUUGAGCGCAAAAAGGGAGGCUGAGAAGGUGCGUCGGUACGCUUGCCUAUUAUUUGUUUCGCUGGUACCUCGCUGAAGCUCAACCUCGCUUUCCAUUGCCAAGUCCUUUGGAGAUGGCACAGUACUCAUCGAGAAGUAUCUGCUCAAGCCGAGGCACGUAGAGGUCCAGGUGCGUCAAGCAUGACCCAAUGCCGUCUGACGAAUGCAGACACUCAUCGAUCGGCUUCACUCGUGCUGCCUAGAUCAUCUCCUCUGCGCCACCCCACUCGCAACACAUUGCACUUUCCAGUCGGGAUUGCAGCGUGCAGCGAAGACAUCAAAAGAUCAUUGAGGAAGCACCCGCCCCUAACCUGUCCGAAGAGCUCAGAAGAGAUCUGGAGUCGAAGGCUGUUGAAGCGGCAAGAGCCGUAGACUAUGUUGGCGCAGGGUGAGUGGACUGACUCCUGACGUCGGCGAGCCCCUCUUUCAGAGUUGAGCACAAUUGCGCAUUGUGACGCUGCGAACAGAACUGUCGAGUUCAUCAUGGACGCCACGACCGGCGAAUUGUGAGUGGGAAGGUGUCGCUUCCAACGAUUGCAUUGGUACAACGACGUUGCAUUGAAUGCGUUUCUCAUCACCUGCCUGUCUUCAGCUACUUCAUGGAGAUGAAUACAAGACUGCAGGUGGAGCAUCCAGUAUCGGAGCUCGUGACGGGAGGUGAGCAGACGGUCAUCAAGUGCUUGACAGCUCGAGCCAGGCAGCUGACGUACCUUGCUCCGCAUGCAGUCGAUCUUGUCGCCCUUCAAUUGCUCGUGGCGAGCGGCGCCCCGCUUCCGCUAUCUCAGGAAGACGUGCACGUCAAAGGGCAUGCCUUCGAGGCUAGACUCUACGCUGAAGACCCAGCGUCCAACUUUUUGCCGGAUGUGGGACACUUGCAGCACUUGCACUUUCCAGCGGAGAGCUCUAUCGGCUCCGACUCUGUUGUCAGAAUCGACACGGGAGUGCGAAGUGGAGAUGAUGUGUCGUGAGUCUGAAUCGAAAGCCUGCCUCCAGAGUCCGUUCUGAUUCUGCUCUGCUGUCGUCGCAGAGUCUUCUACGAUCCGAUGAUCGCCAAGUUGAUCGUACACGCCAAAGAUAGGGGUACAGCUUUGCGUCGACUGCGGUUGGCACUGGAGCAGACCCGUAUCGUGGGUCCCAAGACGAACGUCGACUUUCUCAAACGUCUGUGUGAUCAUCCGGCAUUUAUCAGCGCGGACGAGCUUGACACCGGGUUCAUUGCUGUGAGUGCGCUGAGCUUCCGCUCGAGAUUGGCAUCCGUUAUCGGCUUAUCAUUGCUAAGCUCCGAGGACAGAGAUACAAAGCCGACCUUCUGCCAGCUGUCCCCAGGCCAAGCAAGUCGGUGCUCACCUGUGCAGCACUGUACCUUGGCCUGCGAGACUCUGCGACGAGCGCCGCCAACGCAGGUCCAACUCUGAGCGCCUUCCAAGCUUUGCGGUUGUCGGCGGCGCAGCCUGCAAGCAGAACGUAUCUUCUGCGUGGUCGGGCAUCGUCUGGCUCGGAGAAACAGCCACAUGUCAGCGUUCGUGUCCUCCAAGAGCAAGGCGGCGUAUUCACUGUGCAGCUGCACGAGGACGACGGUGCAAUCUCGUCUAUUCGAUGUAUUACGACCAGCAUCGCAGGCAGCGAAGGAGAAGUGCUGAGCGCCGAACUGGCACCGACGGACGCGGCCGAUGCUGCAUUUCCGUCGCCCAGGAUACAAGCGACGAUCGUACCGAGACGUCCUUCUAGCAAUGCUCUGGAUACUGUGGAACGACUGGACCUGUUCUUGGAGGACAGGCAGAUUGAAAUAGACGUCGUUGCCCCGGCAUGGGUUGCGGAGCUCAGAGGAGCGCUCACGGAGUCAAAGGCGAGCGUGAAGAGCCCCAUGCCUUGCAAGGUGAGUAUCGGUGUAUCAUUGCGCGAGUCACCGCAGUGAUCGUGCUGACAAGCCUGCUGCACGACUUGGCCUUGUUCGCUCGAAAGGUUGUCGAUGUGCGCGUUCAGGUGGGCUCGAAGGUAGAAGCUGGCGAUGUGCUAGUCGUGCUCGAAGCGAUGAAGGUGCGUGCUCGACGUGUGACAGUGCGAAGAUCCCACACGCGCCCAAUCUUGGCAUCUUCGGCUUUUGCGGUUGACUCCGGACUUUCCACUCUCUCCUUUUGCCAUGCGCAGACCGAGCACGUCGUGCGCGCACCUCGUGCAGGCGUCGUCGCGACAUUGGCAGCUAAAGCUGGUCAGAUGAUAGGAGAAGGCGUCGAGCUUGUCCUCUUCGAGGAGGAGACGGCAGAGUAA
Molecule: messenger RNA, 3350 nt
Organism: Ceraceosorus bombacis
Lineage: Eukaryota; Fungi; Basidiomycota; Exobasidiomycetes; Ceraceosorales; Ceraceosoraceae
Source: the annotation of a GenBank genome assembly